CGCCGCCUCCGGCCCUGAAGCCGUCCCCCAGGGCCACGCCUCCUUCACCAUCGACUUUGACCUGCAGGCGUCCAAUAAGGUGACGGUUAAGGACCGGGUGGCGAAGGUGGUGCCGGAGGUGAGGCCACGGCCCCCAAAGAAGGGCGCYGGAGAGGAGCUGAGCGCCCUGCAAACGGCCAUGGUGGCGGCGGAGGUGAAAGUAGCUGAUUGGCUGGCCCAGAACGAGAUCCCAUUGGCRCGUACGGAGUCGGUCGACAGAGUGGUGGAGGACGACGGGGAGAGCGUGAAGAGUGACGUGCCGGUUCAGCUGAAGAGUCUUAAAGGUAGUAAACACGAGGACGGUACCCAGAGCGACUCAGAGAACGCAGCCYCGCUGGGAGAGCAACGCCGGGCCGCCCUCGAGGACCACUCCAGGGGGCUGUGGGGCGGCCGACUAGAGGGGUCAGGGGUCAAGAUACGAGAGGGGCGCGCCAARGUCCCAGAGGGACUCUUUGCCGAGGAAGAUAGCCCAGCCCGACGACACAGGUCCUCAGCUUCCAAAAUGGCACCCAUCGGAGGAGAGUUAAGAGAGAGAGAGAGGACCAAGGAUUCCGUUCCUUACCACCGCGACCAACACCAACCGAUAGGACUUGGGGAGGGGUUUCAGAAUCGCCAUGGAGACGACUAUAGUGACCGGGGGACCUAUACCAUAGAGAUAGAGAACGAAGAUAACCAAGAGGAGGAGGCCAGGAGAAUGAUUGACAAGGUGGGGAUGGUAUUUGGUGUGGAGGACUACCAGGCUCUGUCCAGGGUGGGGGGKUAUCCUGACAUCCAGAGAGAGAGACUGACCACUCAGAGACCAGGCUCAGGAGACAGAGGCAAGCCUGGACGUAUCGAACCAGAGUCUCUCCCAGAGGAGCUGGUUGUGGGUGGUCCCAGGUGGGUUCCCAAUGGGCUACUCUGGCAGCCAGCCACAUCAGGACUGACCCGAGGGCUCUGGAGCGAGUCCCAUGUCCACUACCACACUGAGGACAGAGCUGAGAUCAGUGAGUCCAGUCACUCUGCCUCCAUGGCCUCCUCCAGCUAUACAGAGCGCAAGAGGAGAACCCUGCCCCAGCUCCCCUCCACCGAGGAGGCAACCCCAGGGGGGAGGAGAUCCCCUGGUCAAGCUCACCGCCCCUCCGAUGUGGGGGAGAAACAGGACACUGAGCUCCAGGAGAAGGAGAACCAGGAGAUGGGGAGAGAGGGAGGACCAAGCCUGGUGUGGAGGUGGUGGGGGUAGCCAGGCUGGUAGUGUGGGUGGAAGCACCAGAGGAAGUCCGAAAAAAAGGCUCUCCAGCCGA
This is a messenger RNA of Salvelinus sp. IW2-2015, 1322 nucleotides long. RefSeq names its product centrosomal protein of 170 kDa-like. Gene Ontology annotation, cellular component: centriole. The record is from RefSeq and is a predicted model, not a curated record. NCBI's taxonomy places the organism in Eukaryota, Metazoa, Chordata, Actinopteri, Salmoniformes, Salmonidae.